AUGGGGCCGACCUACCUUACUCCAAACAACUUCACUUCUGAGCCUGACGAAGUUCAUGAAACGCUACUCGUUGAGGCAUAUACAUCCACCCUCUCAGUUCCAGCAACGGGGGAAAAAGAUGAUAAGAGGAUGAAUACUUUGGACUCUAUGGAGUCAGAGACAGAUGCGCGUUGGGCGUGGUUCCACAACUUUUACGAGGCGAAUGCAGAACUGAUAGCUGCCCGGCCGCGAGGGAUCACCUCAGAAUCAAAGAAUAUCGAAGAGUCGAUGAAUACGUUUUCGGAAGCCGCGCAGGCCACUGUGAAGGGUUUGCAAUGCCUUGGACAACUCCAUCCAUUCAUCGGAGCCGCUGUUGGAGCUUUUAUUCUAGUCAUCACCCUUGAUGUGUCGCGAAGAGAAAAUGAACGAAAAGUGCUGGCCGUAAAAUUUCAGAUGCGGGAUCUCAUGGCUGUUUUCUUCGAGCUUCGACAUUUUCGCCACUCAAACAUCGCCCAGGGACAUGAUGGAGUGUCCAUCGCUGAGCGAUUGAAGGGGCUGAUGACUAUCAUCGCGAAGGAUGUGAGGAGUUGCGCAUCAGACUGCGACGCAUAUCUGAAAAAGGGCUUACUCGCCAGAACCGUCAAGGCAACUGCUUACGAGACACGUCUAGCCGAAUAUGUUACACGGUUUGAAGAAUAUAGACGGAAGGUGGAGCUUGCAUUCGCAAUGCACACAUCGUUGGGAGUUGACGUGGCGAAUGAUAAAUUGACUGGGAUCGAGAGUCGGCUUCGCUCCAUCGAAGAUAGAAUCCAGGACACGUUGGCUCUUUUUCGCAGGCUGGAAACUGUACGAGAGCAUGAUUUGAAGAAAUUCAUUGAAGAGCACGGUGGAGUGAAGGCGUGCUUGAGCAAUGAUGAAUCCCUCGAAGAACUUGUUCUGCGAAGCGGUGAAGCCUCCUCUAGGAUAUCGGGGAGAGAUACAUCAAGAAGAUCGAGCGACUUGCCUUCAAUAAGGAAACGUUUGCUCAAGGAGGUGGCAGAGGACAUAGAUGAGGCCUUCGAGCGAAACAUGGUCCUUUUCGAGAGAAAACUGGAGAUGCAGAAAAGGCAGAUGGAGGACACAGUUAUCCACGAAUCUGAUCGAGUGAUUCAAACGCUAACUGCUGGCGCUCACGACCAAAUCCUCGAUCCGGAUCUUCAAAAAAUCUGGAAAGACAUGAGUUGGAAAGGCAGUGUUAAAGCCAGGCAUUUUGUGUUGGCUCUUCACGACUACUACACCGAUAAGCUCAGUAAGGCUAGGAAAGACUCUCCAAUCAUAGAGGGCACUGGAUUAACAUCGCCACUGCAUCGUCCGCCUUUACGAUCUCCUUCUAGCAGCGCAUUUAAGAGGCAAGACGAUAAGUGGGCUCUGGCCUACAUAAACGCAGCAUACGUCCAACCCAUCCUGGAAGCGGUCGAUGACGACGGGACGGGAUUUGUAAGUGUGAAAGAAGUGAAUACCUUUGUCAAGGAGCGGCCAGACGGGUGGAGUCUUCCACACUGGAUCGCAUAUUGGGCAGUCGGUUGGCAAGCAAGUAUUUCGAUGUAUAAAAAUAAAAUAUACUCGCUUGUUCAAACGAUGUUCCAAACAUUGGAACACGUUCUUCCGUCAAACAGGCAUGCGGUGGACGAGUAUCUAUUCCAUGAGUCCUUCUGGAGAAUAGAGCUUCUUCUACGAUCCACCCGUUCAGCUAAUCAUAAAGUGAUGCAAGAUCCAGACUUGGCGAGGAUUACGGAUGCCUAUGCUACAGCAGAGGAGGAAAGGCUCCAGAGAAAUUUAAACAGCGUUUCAUUUGAAUUGGAUACCCCAGCUACUGUCUCCCUUGUAACUGGGGAAGGAAGAAUAGAACGAUAUAUUUUCCCGCUCCUCUACCUUCUACUUCGUCGUCAUUUGAAAAUUAUGAUGAUUGCAUGCAGGCAUGUUAUUCACACAGAGGAGUUAGCCGCCCAUAGCGAAUCGCUGGUGUCGAUCUUGUUGUCCAUCGACUAUCGGAUCCAAAGUUUGGAAGCGGUUUUCAAACAAACCCAUCUCGAUGUGCAAGGUCGUCUGGGCAAUUUUGCUUUCGGUAUCUUCCAACUUUCGUAUGGAGACAUCAAGCGGGCGCCUAUCCACAACUCCUUCGGGUCAUGGGUCAAUGACGAUGAGUCCGGAUCCUUGGACGUCGAGCCUUUGCCUCUGCAAUGUAUAAAGGAGAAGGUCGCGACUUUACCUGUUUCUUCAAUCUUGCGGUACGGUAUACAGGACGCGUAUCUUGCCACGGAGUACUUUGAAUUCGAGCCUGCUCGCCUUGCCCGGACUGCUCAUGCAAUUCAAGGCACAUGGACCGGCCAUUGCUCUCGAACGGAAGGCCAAGACCUCAUCACAUACAUCCUACGCCUUUCCUUCAGAAUGUCCCCAGAUCAUUCAGUGUUAAUUGGCAAGGGCGAAGACUUCUCAUCCACAUUCGCGUUCCAGGGACGGGUCAAACAGACGGACCUCGGCUACGACUUCUAUUUCGUCCUAACAGACGAUUCUUCAGAUUUAUCCAAGCGCGGCUCGGGCUCUUACAAUAUAUCCACAGACACCAUAGUGAUGAGCUGGAGCGAUCGAAGAAAGAAACUACACCCAGAGGAGCCUUAUUAUCAGCCAAUCCAUUUGAGGCGGACUCCUCCUUCGCUCGUGAGGUAUAGAUAUACCCCAGACCGAUUCUCUGAAGAUCCGGCAAAGGCCAGAUGGGCGUUCGUCUGCAAUGCCGCGAUUCACCAAGCACAAGCAAAACUAUGGUCGCGACAAUUUUUCGAAGCCAGGUUCACGGAGCGGAAACGCUUCGUCGAGCUUACCACUCGUUCCCUAAUAGUCAGCAUGGGACUUACUCCUCAAAAUCCGUUGAAUGUUUCUGAAAGUGCAGAGCUGGAAUACCUUCGACGGGAAUUAAACCCGUCGGAAGCCCGUUUCUACCACGCACUGGCUCAAUUCGAGAUCCAGAAGCUCCCUUGGCACCCCUCGUGGGGUUGCGAUUGGUGUGAAAGGCGGAUAACUAAAAGCCGAAACCUGUGUAUACACUGUAUCUCAGAGGAUCUCUCAGAUAACAUCGAGUUGUGUUCAGUUUGUAUCGACAAGACGCCGUCGAAGCGCGGGUUUACGCACGAUGCGUCACACGACAUCAUCAAAGUCGAAGAGACGCUGCACGACUUCUAUUUUGCCAAAGUGGUCGAAUCUGCUCGGACGGUAGUCAGCCGUACCAAAGGCAUCUUUCGAGCUCUCGAAUCUGCCGGCCUUCAUUCGGAUGUAAACCAUACGCAGAGACAAGAUGCUGAAGAAGCAGUUUCGGAACCGACGUGCGCCUGCUGUAAUAAGCGGGUAACUACGCCUUGUUGGGCAUGUGUAGUAUGCGUGCGCGAUACGUACAUCUGUAUUGACUGCGAUUCUCGAAGACUGCGAAGCUCGCCGGAGGGCCCCUCACCGGGACACAAACUCAAUCAUCCUUUGGUUCGAAUACAGGAUUCCAUCGUCGCCGGUCAGCAUACAUCUACCGAGCAGGUCCUUUCUUCUCUCCAGCAGCGAGUCCUGAGCAUGGAGCAGAAAUUGACAGCAGGGCUAGCAGCCAUUGACGCCAAGGUCGAAGAACGUAUGAGCAGGCUGGAAAGUCGCGUCGAGGAGCAACUGGCCUCUAUGCAGGCCAAAGCGGAACUCCGGUUCGAGUCGAUGGAGGCCUUGAUGCGUCAAAUGAUCCUGCAGACGGCUUCUUUGCCACCCAUCUCUGUGGCGAAGAGUCAGGGUUCCAGACGACCGUUUGGACCUCGCCUUACUAGCCCACGGUAA
This is a messenger RNA of Psilocybe cubensis, 3819 nucleotides long. RefSeq lists its product as uncharacterized. Lineage: Eukaryota; Fungi; Basidiomycota; Agaricomycetes; Agaricales; Agrocybaceae. The transcript is spliced from 14 exons. The coding region runs from base 1 to 3819 and encodes 1272 amino acids. The record is from RefSeq and is a predicted model, not a curated record.